Molecule: messenger RNA, 665 nt
Organism: Papilio polytes (common Mormon)
Lineage: Eukaryota; Metazoa; Arthropoda; Insecta; Lepidoptera; Papilionidae
Exons: 3
Coding region: 134-628 (164 amino acids)
Source: RefSeq, a predicted model, not a curated record
CCCGCUGCCGAAGCGCGCGCCGGGCUGGCUCGGCCACUGGUGGCUCGGCGGCAUUCGCUGCUACGACCGCGGCGACGGCGGCGCAGACAUCUACCGCUUCUACCACGAACUGUUCGAUAUCUAUCCGGACACGAUGAACCCCAGCAUGUUUACUUACUAUUUGGAGAUCCACUCUCCGUAUCAAAAGUUCAUAGUAUGUGUAAAAGUUGGGAUGCCUUAUCAAUUCGAGAAUCCACUGAUAUGGGGCAUCAAUACUAUUGAAGUAAAGGUUCGUAUUCCAUUGUUAACAUUUACAAGCUACUAUAGGAUAAUUGUAACAGCGUGGUGUAACAAUGGUACUGAGGUUAUUGAUGACCAAGAUGAGUACGAAGAGACCCUGGACCCAUCAUUAUAUUCCGAAGAAAGUUCUGUAGAACAAGAAUAUCAAUACGAUUUGACGGAGACCAGAGGUAUCUGGGUUAACGUGACUGAGCCUCCAGAAGAAGCUGUAGGAGGUGGAGGUGUAGGUGGAACCGGUAAAGGCAAAGGCAAAGGGAAAGGGAAAGGUAAGAAAGUACAGGACUCCGACGAAACUGACGAGGAAAGUUUGAAACCACCUAAACUACCUUGGAAUGAACCGAGUAAUUAAAUUAUCUUUGUUGCUAAAAGCCUCAAGCUUUUUUUUA